AUGGCGCAACGGUGGGGAGACGUUCUCGAUGAUUCCGAUGAGGAAACAGAAGUAACACAGCAACAACCGACGACCACAGCGGGUGGAUUGGUUAUCCCUCCCACUCACAAGUCUCGCGUUGACAGCAAGGGCAUUCAAAUUGUCACUUCCUAUCGUCAACACCCGGCCAACCCCAAGCAAUUGUUGAAAACGGUCACGAAAAUCCGGGUUACUUCCCAAAAAGUUCGCGAAUCCAAGGCCGUAGCCAUCAGGCGAAAAUGGACCAAGUUUGGAGAUGCCAUCAAGGAUGAGAAUGCGGAAGGUGGACAACGUGCUACUAUUAUCAGUAAGGAGGAUGUCUUUUUGGAAGACCCCAAUGCGGACACUGAUCUCCAAGAGGAAGACGCAACCACUGCCAUUGCUGGAAACUUGAACGAGUUUUGGGCCAAACAACAAAGACGUCAACUUGAACGCAAGUACGAUGUCGGUGAUGCUGAAGGCGGUGCUCAACCUGGAUGGACUCAAGUGGGAAUUGGUGGUGCUGCAGCCAAUCCUGCUGCUGGUGGUAAAUACGUGCCUCCUUCGGCUAGAGGAUUGGCAGCUGGUGUCAAGCCGGAACGACGAACGGAUGAUGUCAACACGAUCCGUGUCACCAACAUUUCUGAGAAUACUACAGAGGCUGAUCUGCAGGAUCUAUUCAAGCCUUUUGGACGUAUCUCUCGUGUGUACUUGGCUAAGGACAAGGAAACUUUGCAGUCGAGAGGUUUUGCCUUUGUCUCGUUUGUCAACAAGCAAGAUGCCGCUCAGGCCAUGGAGAAGCUACAAGGCUUUGGUUACGAUCACUUGAUCCUUAAAUUGGAAUGGGCACGACCCAAUACUCCCAAGGAUCCUGCUACCAGUGGAAACGAAUAUCGAUCCGGUUACGGAAAGGCUCUGGCGCAAGAUACCAAAACAAAAGUCAGUUAUGCUUCCAAUCUUACCAAUUAG
This is a messenger RNA of Cylindrotheca closterium, 966 nucleotides long. The record is from the annotation of a GenBank genome assembly. Lineage: Eukaryota; Bacillariophyta; Bacillariophyceae; Bacillariales; Bacillariaceae.